AUGGCCACCACAACCCAGCCUGACGGCUUCUUGACUCUUCCCGCUGAGCUCCAAGUCGAGAUCUACGGAUACAUUCUCGCUGCCGCUCUCAAAGCACCUGGUCCAGGUAACCUCGCACUAUAUGCCGGUCUCCUUCUGUCGUGCAAGAAGGUUGCCUCCGACUUCGAGUACGAAUGGGUUAAAUACUACAACGCGCGUCUCCAGCACAUCGUUAAGGACACUUUCUUUCGCCCAUUGCCUGUCAAACGAUAUGGACAUGCGGCGCACCUUCGCAUCUUAGUCACACAUCCGGGGCCAGGGCGACACGUUUACGAAGUACCAGCCUUCAUGGAGAUGACGCGAUUCUACACACUGAGGCUAUCCUACCCAGCCCACGGCCUUACAAUAGAUCAAUUCUUCUCCUCGGAUCAAGCACUCCAACUAGAGGCCCUGCAGUCAGGAGUCGCAUCAAGCGGAGCCACCUCUCGGGUUGACUUCAGGGCGCAAAAAAUACACUGUUCUUCUAAACGGAUUGCCGAACGCCAACACCCCCAGUAUGGCCAGCAUGGAAGUCUGAGCGAUGAUGGUCAGCGUCUGAUCCUCGAAUCUAUACCAUAUGAGAUUCGGACGCAGAUAAUGGAACACGUGCUACCCGAGAAUCCCACUAUGGAACAGCUUUGCGAUUCGUUGGAUAAGUUCAAUAAGUCGUCUAUGAUGUGGCAAGACCUUCUGUACCACGCUGUGGGGAUCCGUUGGCUUAUGUUUUGGUGA
Molecule: messenger RNA, 750 nt
Organism: Alternaria rosae
Lineage: Eukaryota; Fungi; Ascomycota; Dothideomycetes; Pleosporales; Pleosporaceae
Exons: 1
Coding region: 1-750 (249 amino acids)
Source: RefSeq, a predicted model, not a curated record